Dovyalis caffra is the source of this 1014-nucleotide messenger RNA. The record is from the annotation of a GenBank genome assembly. NCBI's taxonomy places the organism in Eukaryota, Viridiplantae, Streptophyta, Magnoliopsida, Malpighiales, Salicaceae.
AUGAGGCAGGAAGAUCAAGUGUCGUUUGUCAUAGACGAUGGCGAAGAAAUUUUAGACGCUGGUUCGUUAACCGACGAGUCGUCGUCGUCGUCGUCGUCGUCUUCUUCUUCUGCUUCAAAGCCUGAUCACUAUGAUGCAUUCACACGAAAUGGAAUGAUUAAGAUCGGAGAAGAAAGCAACGAAUACAGAACGAUAAAGACUCAGUUUCUUGCAGGAUUGGGCGAGCUUUCUAAGGACACAAGUGUUAUGGCUAUACAUAAGAAUAUCGGCUCUAAUAAUUUGAAUAUGGAAGCUCGGUUCAAAGCUUUUAAGGGCUGUGUAGAUGCAGUUCGUGAACGCCGUGGAGAUACAAAUAGUAAGAAUGGUUGGUAUGGUGCUUCGAAACAGGAGAUUCGUCAUAUCAUUUCUUAUGGAAUUGGUCGUUGCAAUGGUCAAUCGCAUGGAAUUGGUGUUUAUUUGAGUACUUCAAAAUUUAUUCUUGAAGCGUUUCCGUCUACGAUUGAGGAUGAAAAUGGGUUAAGGCAUAUGUUGUUAUGUCGUGUGAUAAUGGGGAAAAUGGAAUUGAUUCCGCCGGGUUCGAAGCAGAUAUAUCCGAGUUCAAUGGAGUUUGAUUCGGGUGUUGACAAUCUUGAAGAGCCGAGUAGAUUGGUUGUGUGGAGUCCUUACAUGAAUUCUCAUAUCUUUCCUGUUUACAUUAUAAGUUUUAAGGCACCUUCAUUCAGUAUUUGUAUGUUAAGAAGUCAGAUUAAUGAAGUAAGAAACCGUGGACAGAAGUUGAGUUCUGAUGUUUUGUUUCCUAUACUGGUCAAGGUUUUUGGUCCGGCCAGGGCGGAUUUGAUUUUGAAAAGCCUUGGUGAGUAUCGAAAAGGUGAGGUUAACCAACACCAAAUGAUCCAAAGUUUGAAGCAGAUCAUUGGGAAUGACCGGAUGUUGAUAUCAAUCAUUAAAGCCAGUAGAGGCAAGCUGCCGGUGAGAGCACAAAACAGGGAGGGCCGGUUCAGAGGCAACAACUGA